Molecule: messenger RNA, 1543 nt
Organism: Erigeron canadensis
Lineage: Eukaryota; Viridiplantae; Streptophyta; Magnoliopsida; Asterales; Asteraceae
Product: mRNA-decapping enzyme-like protein
Exons: 8
Coding region: 119-1201 (360 amino acids)
Biological process (GO): deadenylation-independent decapping of nuclear-transcribed mRNA; deadenylation-dependent decapping of nuclear-transcribed mRNA; positive regulation of catalytic activity
Cellular component (GO): P-body
Molecular function (GO): mRNA binding; enzyme activator activity
Source: RefSeq, a predicted model, not a curated record
AAAAUAAAACUCUUUCUCCUUCACUGCCUUUCCUUUCUUUCUAGGGUUUUCAAAAAUAAAAAUAAAAUAAAAGAUUCUCUCAAUUUCGAUAAUCAUACUUAAAAUUUUUUUUAUAAAAAUGACAAAUAAUAAUAAAAAUGGAGGAAAAUUAAUGCCGAAUUUAGAUCAAAACAGUACAAAGGCAUUGAAUCUAACAGUUCUUCAAAGAAUGGAUCCUUAUAUUGAAGAGAUCUUGAUCACCGCUGCUCACGUCACCUUGUAUGAUUUCAAUGUUGACCUCAAUCAAUGGAGUCGCAAGGAUGUUGAAGGAUCUCUUUUUGUUGUUAAGAGGAACACCCAGCCAAGGUUUCAAUUUAUAGUAAUGAACCGGCGUAAUACAGAAAAUCUUGUGGAGAAUCUGUUGGGAGAUUUUGAGUUUGAACUUCAAGUUCCAUAUUUGUUAUACCGGAAUCCUGUCCAAGAAGUCAAUGGUAUUUGGUUCUACAAUGCUCGUGAGUGUGAGGAUGUCGCCAAUCUGUUUACUAGGAUACUCAGUGCUUAUUCAAAGGUUUCCCCCAAGUCAAAAGUGAACAAAAAUGAGUAUGAGGAACUCGAAGCUGUACCUACCCCUGCCGUAGCUGAAAGACCGUUGGAGUUGCCUUUUUCUACAUCCAGUACUACUGAUGUACAGGAGGACUCUCCAUUUGUGAAUUUCUUUAGUAAUGCUUUGAAUUUGGGACAUAAUUCUUCCAAUUCGGCCAGCUCUGUACAAACAUAUAACAAUUCGACAACCAUCCCUGUAUCUUCUCGUGCUUCACCUUCUCCGGUGCUUAAUGGUCUGACGAUGCAAAUGAACUCAUCUACCCCUACAAUACCUCUAUAUGACAAUCCUGACCCUGUGAAUAGCAGCAAUCAUAUCAACAAUCUUAUCAAACCAGUUCCGUUUUUUACACCCUCCUCAUCCUCAUCUCAUGUAAUCCAACAACCUACUUCAUCUGUGCCAAUUGCUCCCCUAAAUGUACAACGCAGUCAUGGUGUUCCCUUACUUCAACCAUUCCCCCCACCAACACCACCGUCCUCUCUUACGCCGAUUUCUAUUUCCCCCGCAAGUUAUGGAACGUUGACCAGAGAAAAAGUUCGUGAUGCACUUCUGCUGCUUGCCCAGGAUAAUCAGUUCAUUGACAUGUUUCACCAAGCUCUGCUGAAAGCACAUCAAUCAUGACAAAGUUUGACGAACCUGUUGAAAAGUUCAUAUGUAGAUCGAGUAUGAAGUGAUUGUAAGGUCACUUGGCAUGUAGUCGUCUUCUUACCCAGUGAUCAUCAGAAGCUUUGUUGCCUGUAACCUUGAUUGAUGCUAUAUUUUUGAGGGAAAUAGGAAACUGAUCAGCUAUAGGUCAAAACAAGCUUUUGCAGAUCAAUGGUGUAGGUGUUGUAAUGAACUUGAAUGUGGUCAUGUUAUGGAGUUAUGUUAGUUUUGAAGGUUGUUCGCCAGGUGAACCUAUUUCUGCAUUCAGCAAUUGUAUUUUGUGUAGAUUGCUAAAUCCUAGUUUGGUCUUGUUAAACA